Halichondria panicea is the source of this 4979-nucleotide messenger RNA. RefSeq lists its product as uncharacterized. NCBI's taxonomy places the organism in Eukaryota, Metazoa, Porifera, Demospongiae, Suberitida, Halichondriidae. Gene Ontology annotation, molecular function: protein tyrosine phosphatase activity. Bases 30 to 4151 code for a protein of 1373 amino acids. The transcript is spliced from 27 exons. Gene Ontology annotation, biological process: protein dephosphorylation. The record is from RefSeq and is a predicted model, not a curated record.
GCUCUGACUUACCCUUACUGACCAAUGGGAUGAUCUCCUACAAUGGUGGUGGAUCCACUAACAACAGACCAGUGGACACUGUGGCCACCUUCAGCUGUGACACUGGAUACACUCUCAAUGGAGGCGUUAAUAAGACUUGUGAGAGUGAUGGAAUGUGGAGUGGGUUAGAUCCAACAUGUGAAGUCAUUAUAUGUCCUCUUCUACCGGCCAUUACCAAUGGCACCAUCUCCUACUCUCCUGAUGUCACCCCUGACCAUGACCUGGGAACUAAGGCAACCUACACUUGUGAGGCUGGGUUCUAUCUUGACGGUAAUGAGGUACAAGUGUGUAUGGAUGAUGAUGGAAUGGACGCCAUUGGAGUGUGGAGUGGUCAGGAGCCAAGAUGUGUCCGUAUCACAUGUUCUGCUCUCAUUAAUGUUAUUAAUGGGUCCAUCAGUUACCCUAGUGGUACUACUGCACCAUAUGACUAUGGAACGACAGCUACUUUUCAAUGCAACAUUGGACAUGUGUUAAUAAGUAGAGACAGAGUGAGGACCUGUACUGGUGAUGGUAGUACUCCUAGUAGUCUGUGGGAUGGUGCUGCUCCUCAAUGUCCACCUGUGGACUGUAACACUCCUCGGCCUAUUACCAAUGGAUCUCCUGGGAUACCAACAACCACAACAUUCACAGGGACGUUGACCUCCAGCUGUAGUGAUGGCUAUGCACUCUUUGGAAAUGCUACAAUUACCUGUCAGGCAAAUGCAACAUGGAGCAGAGCACCAAAAUGCAGGGGUAUCACUAUUGCUGGUAUCCAAUCUGGUGUGCCCAUCUUAAUUGGAGGUUCUGUUACCAUCACCUGCACCACUGACUCUCUUGCUGACUCAAUAAUGUUGCUCCGAGAUGACCAACCUCUUCACGGCACUAAUAAUAAUCAAACCGCCUUGACUUAUAACAUCUCUCUUGUAACUGACAGCAUCCAUGGAAACAUUUUCAAAUGUAAGGCCAUGUUGACGGAAAGAACCUACUUUUCAGACAUUGCCUUUGAUAUGGUUACCAUUUCCGUUAAGGUUCCCCAACAACCUAUUAUGUCUAUCAUUAGAACAUCUAUCCCUUCAACUCCACUAAUUGGAAAUAUGUACAUUGUGACUUGCACUGUGUCUAAGUUGCCUGGACUAACUCGCACACCAACUGCUCAGUGGAUGAAGGUUGCUUUGGGGACUAAAAUAAUCGGCAUGCCCACUCCUAAUGAAGCUGCUCUCACAUUCUCUCCACUGAGAACCUCAGAUGCUGGCAGAUAUCUUUGUUUGGGUAACCUCAAUACUACUGUUCAACCUGGACUCCUUUUGGACAGCAGCAUUUUCGAUAUAAUUGCUCAAAUGCCAGCACCAGCAGUGAACAUCUCAAGAUCUCCCUCUAGUUCAGCUUUGUUUGCAAACCUCAGUGUGGUAACAUUUACAUGUCAAGUGUCUAUACAUACAAACAUUGAUACUCCUAUCAAUCUGAGCUUGGCUUGGACUCGUGAGGUUUAUAGUAAUGAAGAUGAUACAACCACUGAAGUUAUCAUGGUGAAUAGUGCAACCAAAGUAAUCGAGAGAAGAUGGACCUUUAAUGAUUUAACUUCAAAGGACCAGAGAGUGACUUGCAAUGGAGAAUUAAGUUCAGCUAACAGUUUUAUUCAAGGCAUUAGCAGUAUGGCUGUAGACACGUUGUCUGUUGCUGGAGUGUUUCUCAUCAACGACAUUGCACUUAACGACAACAUGACCUCUGUACCAUCGAGGGAUGUACGUGUCAUACAGUGUCACUCUGACAAAUCAGAUACCUUCGAUGAAGACCAACAUGGAUGGACUUUCCCUAAUGGCAGUAAAGUUAUGGCAACAGAUGCACUGGCUGUUGCAACACGAGAGGGAGGACACCUGGCACUCACUCGAGUGGGGAACAGUUCCCUGCCAGCUGGAGAGUAUUGUUGCAAAGCUCAGGACGCCAGGGGAACCAACCACACCCUCUGUGUGCAUGUGGAGCCAGAACCAAGUGCCAGUGGUAUGGUUGGAGGGAUAGCUGCUGCGAUUGUAAUUUUGGUGAUUGCUCUACUGAUCAUUGGAGCAGUUAUUGUCAUUGUUGUCAGAGCUCGUAGAUCUAGAAAGCACACUUUCUCUGGCCUUGCGUUUGGUGGAGGGAGAGUCAAGCGUAAAUCUCUCUUCACUGUGAAAGUUGACCCCCUGACCCCAUUGGACAUACCCCUGGAUGAUCACAUUGACACCUUGACCCCUGAUGCAAAUAUGUAUGUGGGCGUGACCACCUUCAGUAAGGAACCGGAUAAAAAGGUUGAAGGAAAUCAGCAAGGAUCUGCACUUGGUACAAGCAGUUCAUUUUACACCACUGACUUCCCUGCUCAUGUGGACACAAUGCACGAGGACACAGACAAGCUCUUCGAGACUGAGUACACGUCCAUCAGCAAAGAGCCUCACUCUCCCAACAACGAGUCAAAGCUGCCCCACAACACAACCAAGAACAGAUUCGGAAACGUCUUCCCUUAUGAUUUCAACCGUGUUAAGUUGAAGCCUGUGAAGGACAUCAGAGGAUCAGACUACAUCAAUGCCAGCUACGUCAAUGGCUAUAUGACCAACACCAAGUACAUUGCUGCUCAAGGUCCUUUGCCCAAUACGCUGGAAGAUUUCUGGAAGAUGAUUAUGGAGAACAAACUGCGAACAAUUGUCAUGCUCACCAAAUGUUUUGAGGAGAGGAAAAAGUGUGAGUGCUACUGGCCCCUGAAGGACGACCAACCUCUUGAGAUGGGCUGUGGUAUCGUGGUCUCUCUGACCAGUAUGGUGGCCUUCCCCGACUUCACUGUCAGGAGAAUGAAAGUCAAUCAACCCACCCUUGGCUCGUCCCCUGUGUUUGAGGUGACUCUGUUCCACUACACCUCCUGGCCAGACCACGGUGUCCCCUCUAGUGGCAUGUCCCUCAUCUACUUUACUCGUGCUGUUCGUAAGACACACCCCCAGGAUGAUCCCCGCCCACUCCUCGUACACUGCAGCGCUGGUGUCGGACGAACUGGAACGUUCAUUGUCUUGGAUACGAUGUUGGAUCGUAUGGAGCAGGACGGGAUGAUACAUAUCUACGAUUGUGUUACUCAUAUUCGGAAACAGAGGGUGCUCCUCGUACAAACUCUGUCCCAGUACAUCUUCCUGCAUGAUGCCCUCAAGGAGCUCAUAGUGUGUGGGGAGACAGAGAUACCAGCACAUGUUCUCAUGACAACCGUCAACCAGCUCAAAGAACCAGCUGCUACUGAUGAGGAGAUAGACAUGGCUCAGUCUUGGGUAGAGGAGGACACACCCACUGGCUUCCAGCGACAGUUUGAAAUUUUGAGUGAGUGUUCUGUGCCUGACGGGACAGAAGACUACUACAGCUCUCAGAAUGAGGAAAAUGAAGACAAGAACAGAUAUUCUCAGAUUCUGCCAAAUGAGAUGCAUCGAGUCAAGCUUCGAUUCUCACCUUCUGGUUCUAACUACAUCAAUGCCAGCUACAUUCAUGGCUACCAACAGAGGCGAGCGUACAUAGCCACUCAAGGUCCCCUGGAGCACACCACUGGAGACUUGUGGAGGAUGGUGGUGGAGAAUGAGUGCAGCUGUAUCGUCAUGCUCUGUACCCUCAGGGAGGGGGAGGAGAAGGUGUGCCAUCGCUACUGGCCCAAGUUCCAAGGAGAGGCAGGAACUUAUGGUGACUUCACUGUCACUCAGCAGACAUUCGACGCUUACGGUGACUACGUUGUCAGGAAGCUAUCUGUUGCCAUGGCAGCUUCCGAUGAGAUCCCUUCCAAAGUGACACAGUUUCACUUCACCCACUGGACCGAGAAGGACCCCCCACAGAGCCCUGCCGCUAUAUUGGACGUUGUGCAGGAAGUGAAUGCUGUUCAGAUGGCCUCAGGCAAUAAACCCAUUGUCGUCAUGUGCAACAAUGGGAUUGGUCGCACUGGAGUGUUCAUCACCCUGCAUGCUCAACUGGAGCGACUCAAGAUUGAGGGCGUGGUCGAUGUGUUCCAGUUCAUCAAGUUUGCUCGCAAACAGAGGGAGGGACUUGUUAGCAGUCCUGAGAUGUAUGCUUUCUGUCACGAGGCACUGGCUGACUAUGUGGACAGUUUUGAAACUUAUGCCAACUUCAAAGAACUGGUUUAAUUAACAUUAACUCACAGAAACAUUUGAUUUUAGAUUUACUGCUGCUUUUAUAGUUUUAGAUUGUAGUACAGACUCAGAUUAUACCAAUAGCAAAACUGCAUGUGAAUGUGUUUACCACUGACUUUUAUGAUACUGAAUUAUUGCACUCGCUGGGGUGAGAGUGUGUUAUUUAACGUGUGUUAUUACCAAUUCUCUCCCCAUCCACCAUAUUGCAGGUUUCUCCGCAGUGUGGUUGGCGUAACGAUGAGAUCAAUGCUCGUAUUGAGCGUUUUGAGGCAGACUCUAGUGGAGUGGAGGAGGACGAGGGACUCUACGCCACCUACGCCAUGCUACACACCUAUCGCAAUGAUGGAUAUCCCAUGGAGCUGAGGAGUGUUGUAUGAAAAGACCACUCCCUCUGAGAGAGGACGACCUCGGAGAGUGGGAGGGGCCAGACCAGAAACCACCACCACUACCCCAUAGUCUCAACAGCUGAGCAGCUACAAGGAUCUGAGGUGUCACCUGACCUGUCGCACUUUUUAGAGUCAACCUUGAUGAACCCAAACAUCUCAGAUAGAGGUACGUUCAAGAGGAUCCCUGUGUACAGAGACCCUGCUGGGGGUACGGAUUUGCAUCAUUUAAAUUUGACUCUCUGCUCAGUUUAGUUCUGUACUAUGCCACCACCACGAUGGAGAAACACAACCCUGAACUGGAGACAAUGCUUAGAUACCCUGCAUUCCAUGUGGACAGGGGCCGUUAGCAACUGAACUAGCAGGUGUACAGUAUUGUAUGUGUGUGUGUGUGUGUGUGUGUAGGAGUAUACUUACUAUGAAUAAUAAUUAUAAUUGA